Molecule: messenger RNA, 1674 nt
Organism: Dioszegia hungarica
Lineage: Eukaryota; Fungi; Basidiomycota; Tremellomycetes; Tremellales; Bulleribasidiaceae
Product: major facilitator superfamily domain-containing protein
Exons: 8
Coding region: 1-1674 (557 amino acids)
Biological process (GO): transmembrane transport
Cellular component (GO): membrane
Molecular function (GO): transmembrane transporter activity
Source: RefSeq, a predicted model, not a curated record
AUGUCGGAGAAGAUCACCUCCGCUCCCCUCGAGGACGAGAAGGCCAUCCACUCGCAGUACGAGCACGCGCCCGAGCUCGAGCACGGUGACGACCCGAAAAAGCCCAAGUACGCCGCCAACACACAGCUGGACGAUGCUGCGCGGAUCCUCGCCGAGGCGGGCGAGUUCGAGUACACGGCCGCUCAGGCGAAACGCGUCCUUCGCAAAAUCGACCUUUACGUCUGUCUCCCCAUGUGCUUGACCUACUUCGUCCAGCAGCUUGACAAAUCGUCUGUCUCGUACGCGGCCGUUUUCAACUUGCAGAAGGAGACCACGCCGGAACUGGUCGGCUCGCAGUACUCGUGGCUCACCUCUGUCGUCUACCUUGCCCAAUUCGUCUGCCAGCCCCUCUCCGCAUAUGCUCUUAUCGUGGUCCCGGUCAAGUACUGGGUCAUGUUCAACUACAUCUGCUGGUCGGUCGUCACCAUGUGCACUGGAGCUGCAACCAACUUUACCGGUCUCAUCCUCGCUCGUUUCUUCCUCGGAUGCUUCGAAGCUACCAUCCUUCCCUCUUUCGUCCUCAUCACCCAGAUGUGGUGGACGCGUCGUGAACAAUCCUACCGGACCAUCGCAUACCAGAUCGCCAACAGUAUGGCCGCCAUUAUCGGUCCUCUCCUCUCGUACGGCGUCGGGCGGGCCGCGGUCACUGCUACCUCUGUGAAGCAGUACCAGGUCAUCUUCUUCGCCAUGGGCGCUCUCUCCCUCUUCCUCGCCCCCAUCGUCUGGUUCCUCAUGCCCAACUCGCCCACUACCGCCAAGUUCCUCCGGAACGGGGACGACCGCAUCAUCGCCCUCGAUCGUCUCAAGGAGAACAACACUGGUACCAAGUCGUCCACCUUCAAGUGGUCUCAGGUCUGGGAGACCUACCGCGACAUCAAGACAUGGGCUUGGGCUGCGAUGUGGUUCUGCGCGGCGUGCCCUUCAGGCGGUAUCGGCGCUUUCGGUGGUCUCAUCACCAAGGGCUUUGGCUUUGACACCUUCACCUCCAUCCUCAUGCAGAUCCCCACCGGCGCCAUCGGUAUCACUGGUCUCCUCAUCGGUAUCUACGUCACCAACCGGAUCAAGAUGAGGUGGCCCGUCCUCGCUGUGAUCGUCCUCUUCCCCAUCGCUGGCGCCAUCGGUCUCACCCAAGUCCCCCGGACGCAGCCCAACGCGCUCAUGGGGUGCUACUACGUCGCCUUUGUCUUCUCGUGCAUCCAGCCCCUGUUGAUCUCUUGGUGCAACCUUAACGCCGCGGGUACUACCAAGCGAGUCGUCACCACCGCCACCAUGUUCGCAGCCCUCACUAUCGGUAACACGGUCGGUCCCCAGGUCUACCUCGCGAGCGAGGCCCCGCAGUACCCCACUGGUCUCUACGUCGACAUUGGCUGCUGGUGUGUGCUCGAGCUCCUCAUCAUCUGGAUGGGGUUCUACCUCGCCCGCUUGAACCGCAGCCAGGAGGCCAAGCGUGUCGCUCUCGGUCUCCCCGCCGACAUCAAGGACAUGUCCAUCAUGUCUACCGCCGAGGCCGACGCGUACAAGGUCGAGCUCGCCGAGAUGAUGCGUCGCGCUGGGAUGGACUAUGGCAAGGCCACCGAGGGGUCUUUCGACGAUCUGACGGAUCGCCAAAACCCGCACUUCCAGUACGUCGUGUAA